AUGUCGCUGGAGAACCUGCUUCCCCUUGAACUCAUUGACAAGUGCGUUGGCUCGCAGAUCUGGGUCAUCAUGAAUGGCGGAAAGGAAUUCACUGGAAAGCUGGUCGGAUUCGACGACUACGUCAACAUGGUUCUGGAGGACGUGACUGAGAUUGAUCCCGCAGAAGGCAACAACAAAUUGCCAAAGAUCCUGCUGAACGGGAACAACAUCUGCAUGAUGGUCCCCGGAGGCGAUGGCCAGACGGUUCUCGAAGAAUAG
Ascochyta rabiei is the source of this 258-nucleotide messenger RNA. RefSeq names its product RNA-binding protein lsm5. The record is from RefSeq and is a predicted model, not a curated record. Gene Ontology annotation, molecular function: RNA binding. The transcript is spliced from 6 exons. Gene Ontology annotation, cellular component: U4/U6 x U5 tri-snRNP complex; Lsm1-7-Pat1 complex; U6 snRNP. NCBI's taxonomy places the organism in Eukaryota, Fungi, Ascomycota, Dothideomycetes, Pleosporales, Didymellaceae. Gene Ontology annotation, biological process: mRNA splicing, via spliceosome. Bases 1 to 258 code for a protein of 85 amino acids.